This is a messenger RNA of Melozone crissalis (California towhee), 2432 nucleotides long. RefSeq names its product zinc finger protein 639 (gene ZNF639). NCBI's taxonomy places the organism in Eukaryota, Metazoa, Chordata, Aves, Passeriformes, Passerellidae. Gene Ontology annotation, biological process: regulation of transcription by RNA polymerase II. The record is from RefSeq and is a predicted model, not a curated record. The transcript has 5 exons. Gene Ontology annotation, cellular component: nucleus. Gene Ontology annotation, molecular function: RNA polymerase II transcription regulatory region sequence-specific DNA binding; DNA-binding transcription factor activity, RNA polymerase II-specific. Bases 648 to 2084 code for a protein of 478 amino acids.
CGUUAAAAUCAAUUAUUUUUUUCCAUAUUUUGACCAAAAAAAAUAGUUCAGAAAAUAUUUAAUGUCAGAAGAACACCUCUGAGUUGAUCAGGGCCCUUUUUUCCCUCCUUUCCCCUCCGCUGCAUGGCACUGACUAUGGAAGAUCCUGGGCCCCCAAGCGCUCUUCAGUCAUGGCAACCCGCAUCACAUUCCUUGUUUGCAGCCUUUUCUUCUUCAAGACUGUUUGUCCUGUAUAUAGGUCAACUAUUUGUGUUUCGUUUCCAAAUGUUUUUCUACUCUCAGGAGCUGCCAAGUGCAGCGAAAGCCAACUAGCCUGAGACAAAAGAAAAACAAAUACACCAGUGCAUCCACCUCACUCAUUUUGAUGCUCUAAACUGAAAUUAAUAUCAACUUUUUAUGUUGCUUUCUAUCUUCAAUUUCCAUAGAUUCAUUCUUUGUAGUAUUUGUAUCACUUGUAUCUGAUUCUGUGUUUUUUCUAUUUGGUGCUAAAGUUUUAAGUGGUUUAAAAUGCUGUCACUCCAUAGGUGAAAGUCUUCUUGAGCUGAUGUUUUCACUACAUUUGGAAGCUGUACAGUCAGUACAGUCUUAGCUGCUCUGCUUCCUGAUACUGAAGAGUCUGGGAUUUUUGUUCAUGUAGACUGUUCAAAAUGAAUGAACAUCCUAAAAAGAGAAAAAGGAAGACUCUGCAUCCUUCUCGUUACUCAGAUUCUUCAGGUGCAAGCAGAUACAUAGACAACAGUGGGAUUUUUUCUGACCACUGCUAUAGUGUCUGUUCCAUGAGACAGCCAGAUAUAAACAGAGGUAGAUUCCACAGUCCUGUGCAGAGCCUGGACACGGAUGAUGACGGGAGCCCGGUGCACGCCGGGAGCUCUCACUGGAGCGGGGCACACUCAAACGCUGCCAUGCACUGCACAGACCCUAAAAAGAAGGAUAAAGAUAAAGGUACUAACAAUGGAAUGUGCAGAGACUUAUGUGACUCACCUAUAUUCAGUGACAGCCCCACAGAAGAAGAGAAACCUCUAGAUAUCCAAACUGUAGAAAUUUCUACAACAGAAGUGAAUGCUGUAGAAGUUCACGAUAUAGAAACACAGACUGUGUCACCUGAGAAGCUGGAAGCUGAGGACCUUGAGGAAAUCCCUCUGGAGACCUGUAAAAUCUUUGAGAAGAACCAGGCUUUGAAUAUCACAGCUCAACAGAAAUGGCCCUUGCUGAGAGCCAACAGCAGCGGCCUGUACAAAUGUGAGCUCUGUGAGUUCAACAGCAAGUACUUCUCUGAUCUGAAGCAGCACAUGAUCCUGAAGCAUAAGACAUGUACAGACACUCACAUCUGUAAAGUCUGUAAGGAAAGUUUCUCCAGCAAAGUGCAGCUCAUUGAGCACGUAAAACUCCACGAGGAAGAUCCGUACAUCUGUAAAUACUGCGAUUACAAAACGGUGAUUUUUGAGAACCUGAGUCAGCACAUAGCAGACACUCACUUCAACGACCACCUGUACUGGUGUGAGCAGUGUGAUGUGCAGUUCUCCUCCAGCAGCGAGCUGUACCUGCACUUCCAGGAGCACAGCUGUGACGAGCAGUACCUGUGCCAGUUCUGUGAGCACGAGACCAACGACCCCGAGGACCUGCACAGCCACGUGGUGAACGAGCACGCGUGCCGGCUCAUCGAGCUGAGCGACAGCUACCACAGCAAGGAGCGGGGCCAGUACAGCCUCAUCAAUAAAAUCACUUUUGACAAAUGCAAAAACUUCUUCGUGUGCCAGGUGUGCGGCUUUAGGAGCAGGCUGCACACCAAUGUCAACAGGCACGUAGCUAUUGAGCACACCAAAAUAUUCCCUCAUGUUUGUGAUGACUGUGGGAAGGGGUUUUCAGGUAUGUUGGAAUAUUGCAAGCACCUAAGCUCUCAUUUAUCUGAAGGGAUUUAUUUGUGUCAGUACUGUGAAUAUUCAACAGGACAAAUUGAAGACCUUAAAACUCAUUUGGAUUUCAGGCAUUCAGCAGAUUUGCCUCAUAAAUGUACUGAUUGUUUAAUGAGGUUUGGGAAUGAAAAAGAUCUGUUAAGUCAUCUUCAGAUACAUGAGACGGUGUGAUUGCUUUCUUUCCCUGUAAUCAGUUUGUUUAGAAUUUGAAUCAAUUUCCAGUCACUGGAAUGUGAUAUUAAAUACAAUUUUAACAGCAACUGUACAUUUCUAAUGUUUUCAUCUUUAUAUCAGCAAAGCAUGUCUAGCACUUGGUGUUGUGAAUUUCCUUGUCUAGGGGUUUCAGUAGGAAUAAUCACAUUUACACCGUGGUGGAUCAGAUUUUGGGGGGAGGGACAGGGGGAGUAAUUGCAUGUUGUGAUACCAGUUCUCCUGGUCAUCCUGCUCUUUCAUGUCUAGUGUACAGGACCAGCUCUCUUGAGUUUAAAAAGGCACAAAAACAAAGCAAAUAUCUAAUUC